UGACGACUGUUUCAAGUUAACCUAAAAAAAGUAAAGAAGAAGUAUAUUUAUUAUUGUUAACAUUUUAGUUGAAGAAAUAUAUUAUUGAGUUAAAUUUCCUGAUUGUUCUGAAUUUUUUAAAAUGAAGUUCAAAAAUAAAUCGAAAAAUCACCAAGAAAAUGAUGAUUUCGAAGACUAUAUUGAAGAAUCACCAAAAUGGUUUGAAAAGGUUCCAAAAUCCAAUCAUGCUUUCCCCAAAGCUACGGAACAACAAAUUAUCGAGUUGAAAGAAGAAGCUAAAAUGUGUCUUGAUUCAGAAACUGCAAAUUACAAUAUUAAAAACUCAAAAACUAACUCUAAUUAUCAGUGGAUGAAAACAGUUAUGAACAAAGGAACAGUGUCAGAUAAAAUUGCGUCUCAUACAGUGAUGAUACAAAAUGAUCCGGUUCAUAACUUGGAAUUAUUAAGAAGUUUCGUUGGAAUGGUUAAAGUUGCAAAAAAAAAGGAAUGCAUUGGUGUUAUGGAUGCUCUCACAGAUCUAUUUUUGGAAGAUCUCCUUAAACCAGACGGAAAAUUAGAGGCGUUUCACCAGAAACCAUUAUCUAUAUUGAAUGAUAUUUCUUCCGGUAAUGCAAUAACGAGAAGAAAAAUGUUGAGUAUAUGGUACUUUGAGGAUCAGCUGAAAGAAAUUUACAAUACUUACAUAGAUGCUUUGAAUACAGCAGCACAUGAUUCUGUUGAUAACAAUAAGGAAAAAGCUAUAAGUGCACUAUACAAACUUUUAGCUGGAAACCCAGAACAAGAAAAGAAAUUAUUAGCUUACCUUGUGAAUAAAUUAGGUGACCCAUCUCAAAAAGUAGCAUCCAAAGCGAUAUACUGCUUGGGGCAGCUUAUUAGAACUCAUUCUAACAUGCAGGGUGUGAUAUUGAAUGAAGUCGAAAAACUCAUUUUCCGACCAAAUAUAUCUACAAAGGCACAAUAUUAUGGUUUAUGUUAUUUAUCUCAGUUUUAUCUGAAUCAUGAAGAAGAUGAAGUAGCUAGGAGAUUGAUAAAUGUCUAUUUUGGUUUCUUCAAAGCUUGUGUUAAAAAGGGAGAAAUUGAUAGUAGAAUGAUGUCUGCCCUAUUGAUGGGAGUUAAUAGAGCUUAUCCUUAUGCUAAAUUGGAAGAGAAAGUCAUUGCUGAACAUUUGGAUACAAUAUAUAAAAUUGUACAUUUGGCAAACUUUAAUGUCAGUUUACAAGCACUGUGUCUUCUUUAUCAAGUGUCUGACUUUACGAAUAAUGUGGCAGAUAGGUAUUAUUCUGCUUUGUAUCGAAAAUUACUUGACCCCAAAAUCAUUACCACGAGUCAUCAAGCCAUGCUAUUGAAUUUAAUAUACAAAUCUCUUCUGAAGGACACUGAAUUGAAUAGGGUUAAAGCAAUUGUGAAAAGAUUACUACAACUUUGUCUCCAUUUAAAUACAAGUUUCACUUGUGGGAUCCUCUACCUUAUUUCCCAACUCAUAAACAAAAGAGCUGGUCUGCACUCUGUUAUUCAAAAACAAGCUUUACCUCAUUUGAUUGCGGAAGAUGUAAAAGUAGACUUUGAGGCAGAAAUAAAAGAUGAAAUUCCAUCAAAUUCCCAAGAUGAACCCUUGAGUACUGAAAAACCUGAUACGCCUGAUUUGAAUAAUUCCACUGUAAUUAUCGUUGAUGAAUCUCCUGUAGAAAAAAAUGAGGCAGAUAGAAACCAUAAAAACAAAUCUGGUUUGUACCACAAGAAUAUUAAAAGGGAAAAAAAUUAUGAAUACAAUGCUCUCGUUAGGAAUCCCCUCUUUGCCGGAGCUGAAUAUUCAGCAUUUGUAGAAUUGAAUUAUUUGAGGAAACAUUUCCACCCUACAGUUUCUCUAUAUGCGAAUAAUAUAUUGAAUGGCGAACUCAUAAAAUAUCAAGGAGACCCACUAAAAGAUUUCAUGUUAAUCAGAUUUCUAGAUAGAUUUGUGUUCAAGAACCCUAAACUACCAGAUGAACUGCAAAGUGGAUCGCAUCCAACUUUUGGAAAGAGAAAAUCUUAUAAACCAAAAGGAGUGAAGUCGUUAUCCGUAACUUCAGCGGAAUAUUUACAUACUAAUGAGUAUAACAUUCCAGUAGAUGAGAAGUUUUUAUAUAUGUAUCUCCAGAAAAAAUAUGUCAAAAAAAAUAUGGAUGAUGACGAAGACAGUGAUGUUGAUUCUGUAGCAAGUGAUGAGUUUGAAGAAAUGCUCGAAAAAAUGGCCGGAAAACCUAAAGAAGAUAUCGAUUUCAUGGAAGAUAUAGGAGACAGACUGAAAAAACAGAAGAAUAAAUCCAAAACCGAAGACGACGAUGAUAGUGAUUUGGAAGAUGAAGAAGAUUUGGAAGAAGAGGAUGAAAAUUUAAUGGAAGAUGAUGAAGAUUUGGAAGAUGACGAGUAUGGAAAUUUAAUGGAAGAUGGCGAUGAAGAUUUGCUGAAGGACUUAGAAGAUGAUGAAGAUGAAGAAAUCAUGUUUAGUGAUGAAGAUGAACCGAAUAAUAAAAAACAAAACAAGAAGAAAGAAAAGGUUCAAUCAGUUUUUGCACCUGCAGAGGAGUUUGCUGAAUUACUUGAAGAUGAAGGUAGUUCUUAUGGUAAACCUGGUAGUUCAAAUACGAUGUCUAAUAAGGAUAAAUCAAACAAAAAGCAAAUAAUGUGGGAAAUGAACAGGAAUCAUGAUUGGUCAAAAGAGAAGAAAAGGAAAAGAACUAAUCAAAAUAAGAAUACCAAAAAUAAAAGAUUCAAAAAAUAAUUUAAUGUUGUUUCAAAGAUAUGUUUG
Molecule: messenger RNA, 2788 nt
Organism: Harmonia axyridis
Lineage: Eukaryota; Metazoa; Arthropoda; Insecta; Coleoptera; Coccinellidae
Gene: Noc1
Product: CCAAT/enhancer-binding protein zeta
Exons: 15
Coding region: 122-2761 (879 amino acids)
Cellular component (GO): nucleus
Source: RefSeq, a predicted model, not a curated record